Molecule: messenger RNA, 2085 nt
Organism: Molossus molossus (Pallas's mastiff bat)
Lineage: Eukaryota; Metazoa; Chordata; Mammalia; Chiroptera; Molossidae
Gene: AMDHD1
Product: amidohydrolase domain containing 1
Exons: 9
Coding region: 1-1281 (426 amino acids)
Cellular component (GO): cytoplasm
Molecular function (GO): imidazolonepropionase activity
Source: RefSeq, a predicted model, not a curated record
AUGGCGGGCGACCACCGCCUCCUGCUGGAGAACGCGCGCCAAGUGGUGCUGGUGUGCGCCCGCGGGGAGCGCUUCCUGGCGCGGGACGCGCUGCGCAGCCCGGCGGUGCUGGAGGGCGCCAGCCUGGUGGUGGGCACGGAUGGGUUGAUAAAAGCCAUUGGUCCUGCUGAUGUUAUCCAAAAAGAGUUUUCAGAAGAAACAUUUGAAGAAAGAAUUGACUGUUCUGGGAAAUGCAUCUUACCGGGUUUGGUGGAUGCACACACACAUCCAGUAUGGGCUGGUGAAAGAGUUCACGAGUUUGCAAUGAAGUUGGCAGGAGCCACAUACAUGGAUAUCCACCAGGCUGGAGGAGGGAUCAACUUCACGGUGCAGUGCACGCGCCAGGCCUCGGAGGAGGAGCUGUUCAGCUCCUUCCAGCAGCGGCUGCAGUGCAUGACCAGGGCGGGGACCACGCUGGUGGAGUGCAAGAGCGGAUACGGCCUCAACCUGGAGACAGAGCUGAAGAUGCUCCGUGUGAUCGAGCGCGCCCGGCGGCAGAUGCCCAUCGGCAUCUCCGCCACUUACUGCGGGGCCCACUCAGUGCCAAAAGGAAAAACUGCUACUGAAGCUGCUGAUGACAUCAUCAAUAACCACCUCCCGAAGCUGAAGGAACUUGGCAGAAAUGGGCAGAUUCACGUUGACAAUAUAGAUGUGUUCUGUGAGAAGGGUGUCUUUGAUCUGGAUUCUACCAGAAGGAUUCUACAAGGUGGAAAAGAUAUAGGGCUACAGAUUAACUUCCACGGGGAUGAACUCCACCCGAUGAAGGCUGCGGAGCUUGGGGCUGAGCUGGGAGCCCGGGCAAUCAGUCACCUGGAAGAAGUGAGUGAUGAAGGCAUUGCUGCCAUGGCAGCAGCCAGGUGCUCCGCUGUCCUUCUGCCCUCCACGGCCUACAUGCUGAGACUGAAGCAGCCACGGGCCAGGAAGAUGUUAGAUGAAGGAGUAAUAGUUGCUUUGGGCAGUGACUUCAACCCUAAUGCCUAUUGCUUUUCAAUGCCAAUGGUCAUGCAUCUGGCCUGUGUAAACAUGAGAAUGUCCAUGCCUGAGGCCUUGGCUGCUGCCACCAUCAAUGCAGCUUACGCACUGGGAAAAUCUCACACACACGGGUCUUUGGAAGUUGGCAAACAGGGAGAUCUCAUCAUCAUCAAUGCAUCCAGAUGGGAGCAUUUGAUUUACCAGUUUGGAGGCCAUCAUGAAUUAAUCGAGUAUGUGAUAGCUAAAGGAAAAGUCAUCUAUAAAAAAUGACCAAUCUUAAAGGAAAGAGAAGACUUCAAUUGUAUAAAAUACAUCAAUACAGUUAUGUUAAAAGUUAAAAUAUCUUAGUAGUUUACCAAAAUUAUGUCACUUAAACCUAAAUGUAUUUCAGUGUUUUGUUAAUCCACUCAUAAAACCCAAGGGAUUAACUUACUUUAAUUUAAUAUGCACCUGGACACACAAAGAGGUAAACCAAUUGUGAUGACAAUCUCAAGACAAAUUAUUUCGCAAAGAUUUGUCAUAAAUAUUCUGAAGAUGAAUUAUCGCAAGAAUGUAUUUGUGGGGGGAAACCAGAUUGACAACUAGGUAGAUGUGGCUUGAAAUUUGCAUUUUGUUUCUGUUUUUUAAAUUUUAAUUUUCCAACAAUAUUUAGUGACUAUUGGGGGAUAGAGGGAAAUCCAAGUGAUAUGCCCCAGAUUAAGCUUAAAUGUAGCUUUCUAUAAGAGCAAAUCAUUUUUCCUGUUCCCACCCAGUUUGUCUGUCUAGCUGCUCUCCGAAGGCAUCCGUGUGUCCUGAGGAGAGCGUCCUUCCCCGUCUAACUUGGCGACCCUCGCUGGAAACGACCUCACAGCACAGCUCACGGCUCGUCGCUUUACAUACAGGCUCGGGGGCCUUCCUGUAAUGGGUGCGUUUUGACCAAAUCCAAUAAUGUAGUUUUUUAAAAAAUCGUUUUUAAGUUUUUGAUUCUUCACAUUGCAAAUGUAUAGAAAACAUGUCAUAACGUUUAAUAAAUAUGAGCUGUCGCUAUUAUUAUUGUUCCCCUACGGCCCCGAAGGUAGAGCGGCGCCUUGUCUA